AGCGAGAGAGAGAGAGAAGAGAAGAAAAAAAGUCGCUGCCAAAAGGGACAAAAGAAAAAACGCAACUUCUUCCUUGGGCGAAAGACACUCGGACGCAAUGAAAUAUUCAGCUUAUUUCUUGGUGGAAAACUGUUAACAGAAGUGAUAAACACGGCAAGAAGCGUGUUCAAGGGGAAGAAGCUACGUUUUGAGUUCACUUUCGCCUCGCUUGCCUUUCGAUCUCUCGGGAGCACGGACGGGUGUACGCUUAUUGUUUUUGCUGUCCCUACUACGGGGGUCGAUCGUCUGCUAAAUGUCGUGUCGAAAAUAAUUAUUCCCCAAGCAAUAAUUCAGCAACAAAAGCGACACGGUGGUUUCCAGUUCCUUGCCCCGUCUUGCCCCGUAGUGAAGUGAUUCCGUGUUAAGCAAUCUCAUCCAGAGUUGGUUGUGAAUUGGCAAAUCGCCACCGCGGAACGUUUGCUUGUACACGUUUGCCCACAGUUCUUGCCCAUUGGACACACCUCUGAAGGGGGAAAAAAGCUCCCCAAAUCGGUUAUCGCGUACGGUAAGUGUGUGGGCCAAACAAGCCACAGUUUGCCCACGAGCUUCUCAUCCCGCUGGCGAUGGCAAAGGAUAACAACAACAUCAACACGGAUGAUCUGACUGCAGCCACUCCUUCGUCCUCGGUGAAAGCGGCCCCGGCGUCCUCGUCCACCGCGCCAGAGGGUCCGGAAAAUGGUCCGUCCGCCCCGGCGGCGGAACCACAGUCCACGUCUCCAUCACUGCCGCCCGCCUCGAGUAGCACUCCGGAGGUGGCCCCGCGCAGGGAGGAAAACCCAUUCUCCUUCAAACACUUUCUCAAGUGGGACGGAAACCACACGACGAACGGUGGAGGGGCCAGUGCAGGCGGUGGUAGUGCCGCCAGCAGCAUAAAUCACAGCCGAAGUGCAUCGAGCAUAAAUGGGCACGGAAUGGGCAGCUCGCUGGCGGAUGGCGGUGGUGGUACGGGUGGCACUGGCAACACGAACGGAACGCACGAGGGCAAGACGGGGCUGGCUGGGGCGAACGGAAGCACCCUGACGACGGUAACGACCGCCACCACCAGCACUGGAUCACCGUCCAAGUCGGCCACCACCAGCUCGCUCAACGUGGUCAGCUCGACGACGGGUGCGCGGCCAAAAAUCCCCCAGUUCCAGUCGGUCAACACGCUCAGCAGUGAGUCGAAGAUGAAACGGUCGCCCCGCUUCCCGUCGUUCGAUUCGCAGUCGAGUCUGUCGGACUUUGCGGACGAUCGGUUCGGUUCGAUCUACCAGAGCCGCAGCAACGGUUCCUUCAGCUCCGACUAUCCUGCGGCGGGCGGUGGAGUGGGCGGCAGUGCUACUGCUGGUGGUGGUUUGCGCGAGGACGCCAACGGGAUGGAGCAGCUGGGCGAGCAGGUGGAAUUGCUGCGCGGGUAUGUGCAGCGGUCGUACUCGAACUUUGAUCUCGACAGUCCCGGUUCGUCGGCGGCUGUGGCGUCCGUCGAUCGGCGAAACGAGCUGGAAAUGCACAACGAGCCACCGGGCAGGGGGUUGGUUGGGGCGGCAGAGUUCUCCGCCGCCCUGCCCGACUUCGUGCAGGACCAUCUCGUGAUGGAGCAGUGGUACAACACGCUGCCGAAGGGCACGGGCAGCGGCUCGUCUGGGUCGGCCGAGUUCGACGACGUGCUAGACCUGACCGGGGUGGCAAACGUUUCCGGCGGUGGUGGUGGUGGUGGCGCUCCACUGUCUUCCUGUAACGAUAUACCGUUUGAUCUGACCGCGAGCAGCACGACGAGCAGUAGCCGAGCGGCGCGGGAUCCGAACACGACCCCCGCUGCUGGACACCGGCAUUCCAUGGGCGUGCGGCUCGAUCUUCCCUCGCGCAGUGGAGCAGCAAACCUGGCCGGACCAGCGGAGCUCGGAUUCGAUCUUCCACCGCGCUCACCCACGUCUUCGUCCUCGGAACUGCCGCCCGAUCUGACCGAAGGCAAUGCGGGCGGUGGCGGCGAUGCGGGCGGUUCGUGUGGCAGAUCACGAUCCUACUACUAUUCCGUCUCACCGCCGCCCGGCUCCAGCGGCACGACGGGUGACAACAAAAUCCAUCGCCUGCCGGACUUUCUGUCCGACGGGCCGAUUCAUUCGUCGGGACGGUUGGCCGACGUUACGCACGACACGCCGCACGCGUCGGAAUCUUCGUCUUCGGCGACGAUGGGCGGCUAUCGGCAGAGCCGGAGACAGUGGGAGACGCAGUACCAGAACCGGCUCGGGGCGGAAUCGCUCGAGAACGAGCGGCUAAGGCGCGAGCUGGAAGCUAGUCGUCGGACGGUCGGUGAGCAAUCGCGCCGCAUCCGGGAGCUGGAGCGCGACCUCGAAACGAUGGUUUCGCUUGCCCGACCUGGGGGCGCCAGUGGGUCGACGCAGUCGAAUGCAAGCAGCUUCCUGCAAGCGAAAACACGGGCCGUUACGGCUGAGGCGGAGAUGAAGCAGCUGCGACAGAAGCUGAGCAAUAUGAGUGUCGAAAUGGAAGCGCUGCGAAGAGAAAACGAAACGCUUAAGGAGGAAGCCUGUGGGGGCGCCAUCGGAGGUAGCACGGGUGCGGGCGCCAGUGCUAGGGUGCGGCAGGACGACGGCGCAGGAGACCUUGGCAGCCGAACCAGGCGGGACCGUUCUUCCGCUUUUCUGCGCGCACAAACGGUCGCCCUUCGGCAGGCAGCAUCGACAGCGGAAAGCAAUCUAAGACAACUGCUAAGCGGGGUGGAAAACCUCCGAUCGAUGGCCAAUCAGAUAGAAACGUUUCGAAAUACGCAGGACGAGGUAAAGUCUGAGGGUGUGUCGAUACCGCUGGAGGACUAUCUGCACGACGUCGGCGUUAAUAGCGACGAUGACGACGACGAUGACGACGAUGAUGAGCCGUUCGGUCCGGCCUUGUAGAUACACACGAAACGGGAUUGUGAAGCGUGGGAAAGCGUGGAAGCGGUGGAAGUCUAGGUGUAGUGUAGCGCGCGACUGAUUGCGGAUGUUUGGUGUGCGUGUGUGUGUGCUCUCUGG
Anopheles merus is the source of this 3047-nucleotide messenger RNA. RefSeq names its product mediator of RNA polymerase II transcription subunit 1. The transcript is spliced from 4 exons. Bases 603 to 2930 code for a protein of 775 amino acids. The record is from RefSeq and is a predicted model, not a curated record. Gene Ontology annotation, biological process: positive regulation of protein localization to cilium; regulation of cytokinesis; positive regulation of cilium assembly. NCBI's taxonomy places the organism in Eukaryota, Metazoa, Arthropoda, Insecta, Diptera, Culicidae. Gene Ontology annotation, cellular component: midbody; centrosome; ciliary basal body.